Molecule: messenger RNA, 996 nt
Organism: Fusarium odoratissimum NRRL 54006
Lineage: Eukaryota; Fungi; Ascomycota; Sordariomycetes; Hypocreales; Nectriaceae
Exons: 4
Coding region: 1-996 (331 amino acids)
Cellular component (GO): membrane
Source: RefSeq, a predicted model, not a curated record
AUGGCUACCGUCAAACCGACUCUCACUACACUCGCCCCUGCGUCUUCAAUUGUCGCAUCAGCGACACCCUCGUGCACAACUGCAGCGCCCGACAAGUGCGGCUAUGUCCCUCCGGACUCUUGCAACGCCAAUUAUGGAUUCUACCCCAAUUGGGAAGACAACACAGCUUUUGCGGUUGCCUUUGGCUUGUCCACCGUGGCUCACCUGGCCCAAGCAAUCAUUCUCAAACAGAAAUUCUGUUGGGUCAUCGUGAUGGGAGCAUCUUGGGAGUGUAUCUGUUUCAUCGCUCGCGCCCUAGGUGCCAGGGACCAGCAGCAAGCGGCCUACGUCACCGUCUCGACUCUUCUAUUUCUACUUGCACCGAUUUGGAUUAAUGCAUUCAUAUACAUGAUAGUCGCCCGUCUUGUCCAUCUCGUCAUUCCGCAGCGCCGCGUGGCCGGCAUCUCCGCACAAUGGCUCGCCAAAAUUUUCGUCAUCUUCGAUGUCAUGUGCUUCAUCAUCCAGGCUGCUGGUGGGGGCAUGCUCGCCUCGGACAAUGCAGAUACAUCUAAACUGGGGCAGCAUAUUUAUAUGGUUGGCAUUGGUAUCCAGCUUGGCUGCGUCGUGGUCUUUCUUGUUAUUCACGGCCUUUUCUAUCGCGAGCUUUCUCUUAAUGCUCGUAUAGGCAAGCAAGAGACUCGGACCCGGUGGUUGAAGCCUCUCUGUUGGGUUGUCUACAUAGUCCUUGUCCUCAUCGUGGUGCGAGUUAUCUUUCGUCUCGUCGAAUUCGGUGGUGGUGCAAAUAGCAACAAUGUGGUACUUCGACACGAGGAGUUCCAGCUCUACCUUGAUGCAUUGCCGAUGCUCAUCGCUUUGGUCUUGCUGAACGUGGUGCAUCCUGGUCAGGUAUUGAAAGGUCCUGGUGCCAACUUUCCAUCCGCCAAGGUCAAGUGGUGGCAUGGCCGAUCAGUGGCAUUUGAGACACUCGAACUGUCGUCGACACACAGGAGUGGAUGA